Mangifera indica (mango) is the source of this 2099-nucleotide messenger RNA. Its product is annotated as cytochrome P450 734A1-like. Bases 147 to 1721 code for a protein of 524 amino acids. Lineage: Eukaryota; Viridiplantae; Streptophyta; Magnoliopsida; Sapindales; Anacardiaceae. Gene Ontology annotation, molecular function: iron ion binding; monooxygenase activity; heme binding. Gene Ontology annotation, biological process: brassinosteroid homeostasis; brassinosteroid metabolic process. The transcript is spliced from 4 exons. The record is from RefSeq and is a predicted model, not a curated record.
AACUUCCUCUCAUUCUCUUUCUUUCUUUCUUGUUAGUUUUAGAAGCCACAAUAUUAACAAGUACACCAGCAUUUGCAACACAAGAUAAGAAGCAAAAUACAUAAAAGGCUGCUCCGCUUUGCUACUCUCUUCUCUCGCUUGCUGCUAUGGAGGAGGAGCUCUUCAACUGGCUCAAGCUGCUUGUAAUCUCUUUCACCGUCUUGUUGUUUGUUUUAAAGGUUGCAAUUCUCCUUUGGUGGACACCCAGAAAAAUUGAAGACCAUUUCUCUAAGCAAGGGAUCAGAGGUCCUCCUUAUCAUUUCUUCAUUGGGAAUGUUAAAGAAUUGGUUGACAUGAUGCUUAAGGCUUCUUCUCAACCCAUGCCUUUCUCUCACAACAUUCUUCCAAGAGUUCUCCCUUUUUACCAUCACUGGAAGAAAAUCUAUGGUGCAACGUUUCUUGUAUGGUUCGGACCGACCGUUCGCCUGACCGUCGCCGAUCCCGACCUCAUUCGUGAAGUGUUUACUUCAAAGUCUGAAUUCUAUGAGAAAAAUGAGGCUCACCCACUAGUUAAACAGCUUGAAGGCGAUGGUCUCCUCAGCCUCAAAGGAGAAAAAUGGGCUCACCAUAGGAAAAUCAUAACGCCCACCUUCCAUAUGGAAAAUCUCAAACUGCUGGUACCAGUGGUGGCAAAAAGCGUCACCGAAAUGCUGGACAAAUGGCUGGCAAUGGCGACAUCCGGCAAGGUUGAAGUUGAAGUUUCAGAGUGGUUUCAGCUUCUCACAGAAGAUGUAAUUACUCGCACUGCAUUUGGUAGUAGCUAUGAAGACGGCAAAGCCGUUUUCAGACUGCAAGCUCAACAAAUGGAGCUUGCUGCUGAAGCUUUUAGGAAAGUCUUCAUCCCUGGCUACAGGUUUUUGCCCACAAAAAGGAACAUAAAUUCAUGGAAACUGGACAAGGAAAUCAAGAAAUCGUUGAUGAAACUGAUCGAAAAGAGAAAAGGGAAUAAAAUUCCAAUAGAAAAAGAGAAAGUGCCAAAGGAUUUGCUUGGACUUAUGAUUCAAGCGGCGAACUCCUCACCGAAUAUAACAGAUUACGACAUUGUUGAAGAAUGCAAAAGCUUUUUCUUUGCUGGCAAACAAACCACAUCAAAUUUGCUGACGUGGACAAUCGUUCUUCUAGCAAUGCACCCACAAUGGCAGGUGCUAGCACGUGAGGAGAUGGUGACAGUGUGUGGAUCACGUGAUACCCCCACUAAAGAUGACGUUGUCAAGCUUAAGACACUGAACAUGAUACUAAAUGAAUCCCUUCGAUUAUAUCCGCCCAUCAUCGCGACGAUCAGGCAGGCAAAAACUGAUGUGGAGUUGGGUGCAUAUAAGAUCCCGUGUGGAACAGAGUUGUUAAUACCAAUUAUAGAGGUUCAUCAUGAUCAAGCCAUAUGGGGGAACGAUGCAAAUGAGUUUAAUCCAGCUAGGUUCACCAAGGGUGUAGCCCGCGCAGCAAAACAUCCAAUGGGGUUCAUCCCAUUUGGGCUCGGGGUUCGCACGUGCAUUGGACAAAACCUAGCUAUCUUACAAACCAAAUUAGCCCUCAUCAUUAUUCUUCAACGUUUCUCCUUUCGAUUGGCUCCAACUUACCAACAUGCACCAACUGUUCUUAUGCUAUUGUACCCACAAUAUGGUGCACCAAUAAUCUUUCAACAUUUGUCAUCUGAUGACGAUGAUAAAAAUCAGCGCUCCUGAUUUCAUCUGUAUACCAACCUUCCUUAUCUAUCUGUCUAUCUAUAUCCCUUUGUGUGUGAGUGAGUGGCUUGUGUUCCAUAGGAUCCAAACUUUGCAAGAGAUAAAUCUUCUGAAUUUUCCCCAAUUUAGUGACACAGUGCUCUCUGAUGGGCUUUACCAUUAAUUAAGUGUUAAGGGUUUGUACUAGUUGCAUUGUAGGAGCAAAUUAAAGGCCAACAACUGGGUAGCUUAGUUAUAGCACUCUGUUUGUCGAAUCAAAUGUUGCAAAUUUGUAUGUAUUGUCCCUAUGGAUAGUUUUAGUUAUAAAGGAUAUGAAAUUCAUGGAGAACAGACAACCUAAGCUUAAUAUAAUAUAAUUUAUGGAUUUAUGGAUCUUCA